UGCUCACUAUACCUACGCCUCAGUUACAGUCUCGGCCGGUUAUCAAAUUUAGUCUCAAACCCUGGAAAUCCAGACCAAAUACCUUUUAGUCAGUUCCACUGUGCUUCCAUUUCGGACCUAAUUUUGGUAUAGUCCCCGAUUAUGGUCGUGAUUGUGGAUGCUCCAAAGAAGUUCAUAAUUACAACACCUGCAGUAAAGAGAGAGACAAGCAAAACAAUGAGGUGAGUACCAAAAUUAUCGUGAACCCUAUGCUAGAUAUUUGAUUUCAAUUAAUAUGAAUGGAAGUGAAGACUAUGAAUGUCUAUAUUGACUGAUUUUCACGAAGGUUAGAGAGUAGAUUAAAAGGAUUUUGUGUUCUUCUUGAUUGAGGAUUAGAGGUAUAUUUGAGUUCGAUAGACGGACUACAGAGCUUAAGGUUUGAUUGCGGAUUGAGGUUUUCUGAGUUUUCUGUUUUCCUUUGGGACCUGUUGAAGUGAUGUUGUAAACCCUAGAUUCGUCAAAUCAAAGAAAUGGCUGGACAAUCUGACCCUCAUCUAUCAAUCUUCUCUGCUGCUGAGGUUGAGUUUCUCGCUGAAGAUGAAUUGGUGGAAAUUAUUCCUAACAUGAGCAUGGAUUCUCUGAAUUUUAUCUGUGGUGAUUUUGGUCCUUUUUACCCGCAUAUUCCGACUGAAGUACCAAUUUGGCUGGCUAUGGCUUUAAAAAAGAGGGGAAAAUGCGCGAUUCGGCCACCAAGUUGGAUGUCGCUUGAAAAUCUGACGCAGGUUUUGGAAUUAGAACGUGACUCCCCAAGAGAAUUUCAACCGCUCCCAUUUCAUUAUGUGGAAAUCUCGAGGCUUCUUUUCGACCAUGCUCGUGAAGACAUCCCAGACGUACACAUGGUGAGAACUCUGGUUGAGGACAUUAGGGAUGUAAGGUUUCAUAAAGUAGAGUCUGGCUUCGAGACAAUUGGUUCUCGUACACAUGCAGUCAAGCUAAAAAAUCUAUCUGCAAUGGAAGUAAAUAUUGUGCGUCCAUUCUUUGUGAGAGCCCUGCAAGCUUUCUACAAGCAUGAUAGUCCACAGAUGAUACCUCAGCCAGAUACUGCUAGUAGACGGACAGACACCGGAGAUCGUGGACCAAGACGGGAUCUGAGACCUCGAUAGACAUAUUACUGUAACUCAAUGACAUGAAACGUUCCCAGAAAAGUAAAGCUUGGCGAUUGAAACUGUGCAAAAACCUCAAGGUCAUUUACUAACCAGUCUGAACCAUGUUCCAGUAAGAAUCACACUUGAUCGAAACCAUGUUACAAGUUCAUGGGUUGCACUUAACUUUACAUGUCAACUUUCUAUCUUGUUACAAAAGUUUAAUACAACACCUAGAGGCAUGUUUUCGAACAAUAUUCUUUUAUCAAAGGUCAUUAUAAGACUCGCUACAUGAUUUGGACAUACAAUAGAGGAAAAAUAGCUUACGUAAUUCUUGAGCUACUGGCAACUGUAUGAGACUCAUUAGUGGAAACAUCUUAAUUUCAAAACGGACUUAAA
Molecule: messenger RNA, 1520 nt
Organism: Papaver somniferum (opium poppy)
Lineage: Eukaryota; Viridiplantae; Streptophyta; Magnoliopsida; Ranunculales; Papaveraceae
Product: DNA replication complex GINS protein PSF2-like
Exons: 10
Coding region: 510-1142 (210 amino acids)
Biological process (GO): double-strand break repair via break-induced replication; DNA replication
Cellular component (GO): nucleus; GINS complex
Source: RefSeq, a predicted model, not a curated record